This is a messenger RNA of Drosophila obscura, 690 nucleotides long. RefSeq lists its product as uncharacterized. The coding region runs from base 88 to 600 and encodes 170 amino acids. The transcript has 2 exons. The record is from RefSeq and is a predicted model, not a curated record. Lineage: Eukaryota; Metazoa; Arthropoda; Insecta; Diptera; Drosophilidae.
AUCACAACAGAAUAGUGUACAAUAGGAGCCACAACUCAUUCCAUUUGGGGGGGAAGCAAAGCGAAAAGUUUAAUCAAGUCCUGGAAAAUGUCUAGUCUAACAAAUGACAUGUACUACGCAGAAAUAUCUUGUCCCGAAAGAAGGCGCACGAUUCUGCGAGGCUUCUUUAGCCCCACGAUCGAAAACAUUUUCGAUGCAGCCGCUCAAAUUGGCAUCACGGGCCAGUAUUUGAUCAGUGCUAAGGACAACACCAUCAUUGGGGACAAGUUCGCGUUGCGCUAUCUUCUGGAGCGGAACCACAUGAUCCUUGUGUGCGACUCCUUGGAUUAUCGCCACCCCGCAAAGGUUUCCCUAGAAGUUGCCGGCGAAACUACCACCGAAGAGGAGCAGCCUCUGCAGUUGGAUAUGGAACAGGACCUGGAGGACCUGGAGCUCACAAGUUCGGAGAAGGAAAUGUUGCACCGGGUGGUCGGCUGGGCUGUUUAUCGACUUCAGCAAGUUCCUCUCGAGACAAACACACUCGGCAUCAGGGAGUCAUCGACCAGGUGGUUGAACGCAUUCAGAAAGUUCCUCUCGAGACAAACACACUCGAGCGUCUAAUAUGAAUAUAAAUUCAAAAUUAAAUGCUCCCCCCUGUACGACCGAAUAAAGCUGGCGGCUAUCUGUUUUAGAUAGUCGAGGUAUCUUUCA